GAAAAUCUAUUCAGAGGAUCUGAUACGGAUGGUGUGAGGGCCGGCUUCAAAUCCGAAAUUGUGUUCUGGUUGGCAGCGUAGUUUUGCGCUUGAACGGCCCAAAAUUCCUCUCUAAUAACAACUCGUCAAAAUCCACAUGUCUGCCAACAACCCAUAGAAAUUGAUUUUCAUCCCUCUUGAGAAUUGUGAUUUUGAUUCAAUAAACUUUUUAAUCCAUGGCUUCUCGUCGACGUAUGCUUUUAAAGGUCAUCAUUCUUGGAGAUAGUGGGGUUGGCAAGACAUCUCUCAUGAAUCAGUAUGUGAAUCGGAAGUUUAGUAAUCAGUACAAGGCAACCAUAGGAGCAGAUUUCUUGACCAAGGAAAUCCAGUUUGAGGAUAGGUUGUUCACAUUGCAGAUAUGGGACACUGCUGGGCAAGAAAGGUUUCAAAGUCUUGGUGUGGCUUUCUACCGAGGUGCUGACUGCUGUGUCCUUGUGUCUGAUGUAAAUGUUAUGAAAUCAUUUGAUAGUCUCAAUAAUUGGCGUGAAGAGUUUCUGAUUCAGGCUAGUCCACCUGAUCCUGAAAACUUUCCCUUUGUUGUAUUGGGGAACAAGAUAGAUGUUGAUGGUGGCAACAGCCGGGUGGUUUCUGAAAAGAAAGCAAAGGCAUGGUGUGCUUCUAAGGGAAACAUUCCAUAUUUUGAGACAUCUGCGAAAGAGGGAUUCAAUGUGGAUGCUGCUUUUCAAUGCAUAGCUAAAAAUGCACUCAAGAAUGAACCUGAAGAAGAAAUAUACCUUCCUGACACCAUCGACGUUGCUGGUGGGGGAAUGCAACAGCGAUCUACUGGAUGCGAAUGUUAAGAGAAUGCUUGGUGGUUCUAUUUAUUUCUUUGGCUCCAAUAUACAUAUUUCUUUAUGCAGUGCUAUUUGUUUAGUAGUGUAUCAUAUGUGGGUCAGAAAACAGUCGUAGUAUUCUCGUUGGUUUCCUUUAUCCUUAUAUUUUUUUUCCGGCAGUUCAUAUUUUUUUCCCGAGAUUUUCAUGUAUUACGUCCAUGUAUUGCAUCCCGGACAGUGUUGGAUUGAUUUCAAGUUUUAAGUCCUGAAGAGGAACUGUGUUUUUUUUAGUUCUCUUGUGACUUCUUGUUAAAAGUGUUGUAGAAACUCUCUUCCUUUAAUGGACAGGGAACUUUUUAUUA
Messenger RNA from Tripterygium wilfordii, 1174 nucleotides. RefSeq names its product ras-related protein Rab7. The coding region runs from base 216 to 839 and encodes 207 amino acids. The transcript has 7 exons. Gene Ontology annotation, molecular function: GTP binding; GTPase activity. Gene Ontology annotation, cellular component: vacuolar membrane. The record is from RefSeq and is a predicted model, not a curated record. Lineage: Eukaryota; Viridiplantae; Streptophyta; Magnoliopsida; Celastrales; Celastraceae.